UUUAAAAUAUCAAUAAAAAUGAUAGAAAAUGAAGAAGGGGGUAAUUGGUUAUACUGUCAAAGGUGCGACAACAAAUUAGUCAAAUAUUCAGAUAUAUAUUUUUAUAUUGACAAUGAUGGUGUCUAUUUAGAGCUUUUCAAAGAUUACACAUUACCACAAAACCAAAAUCGGUUUUCAAAACCAAACCCAGAUCAACUACCUCAGUUAAAUGUUAAAUGGAGUUUGAAAAAUAAAACAAAGAGUGGCGAAGAUUUUUAUUUCUUUGAUUAUAAUUCCCAAAAGUUAAAUAGUUCUAGACCAUAUAUGGUUUGUUCUCAUUCUCUUUUUUCAAGAUCUGACUUAAUGGAUGACUGUGAAUAUGAAGUUGAUGAUGAUGUUCCAUGCUCAAAUGUAAUUGGUUAUUAUAAUGUUGGCCCAAAUAAUAUAGCAUCAUUUAGAAUUGAUCACGAAACCACAUCCUUAUUCCCAGGUUAUAGCAAACACAGUGAAUGGAAAUCAUUCGUUCAAAUGGAGUUGGGAAUUAAAAUAUUAACAUCCAAAGAUAAAAUAUACAAUGGCUAUCUUACUAGAAAAGAUUCUCUACCCAAUGUUUUCUCUGAUGCUACAUUUACCAUAGAUAACACUUUUGAUAGUAAUAAUAAUAUUGAUCAACCACUUAAUACAACCUCAACCUCAACCACAACCACAAUAGAUAGUGAUAGUAUUAAUAAUAGUAGUGGUGAAAAUAAAAUAAUUAAUUAUAAAUCAACAAUAUAUCCAAAAGAUCCCACUGUACCAACAUUAAAGAAUAAUAUAGAGCCCAACUCUUAUCAGGUUGAAUCAUUUUAUCAUAUUUGUGCACAGAAUACACUCUUAAUUUUACCAACUGGCAUGGGUAAAACCUUAAUUUCAAUAAUGGGUUUAAUGGAGUUCCAUAGGUUAAACAAUUCUCAAGAAGAUACAGGUGAUUCAAAAAGAGUAUGUUUGUUUUUGGUCGAUAGAGUACCAUUGGUAGCCCAGCAAGCCAAAGCAAUUGAAGAGUAUUCAAAUCUAAAAACAAUAAAACUUUACGGAGAAAUAAAUAAAGAAGAUUUAAGAAGCAAAAUUAAAGAAAAGGAAUACGAUGUAUUGGUAUCAACUGUUGGCAGUUUUGUUAGUUUAUUAGAAUCUAAAUAUGUUAAAAUUGAAGAGUUUUAUUUUAUUGUUUUUGAUGAAGUGCAUCAUGCUGGUGGUGGUUCCCAUCCUUUUAACCAAACAAUCAACUUUAUAAAGAAAUCAGAUAUAAAAACAUGGCCCAGAAUAUUAGGUUUGACCGCAUCAUUGAUAAAUAUUGGAAAUAAUACCGACGAGGUUAUAGUUUCAAAUAAAAUCAAAACAAUUGAAGAUUUAAUGCUAUCUAAAAUUUUUAAACCAUUAAAAUUUUUAUCAGAAGAGCUUACCGAAAAACCCACUAUAGUUGAUUAUUCAGCAAACGAUCAAGAGAAACAAGCAGAAGAUAUUAUUAAAACUUUGCUAAGAGAUCAAUCCGCUAGAUUAAAAGAUAUGGUCACAAAAGUUGGUAAAAAUCCAUAUAAUGAUGAGGAUUUGGAUGACCCUACAUCAAUAUCUUUUCGAUUUGCCCUAGAACGUAUUAUAUUUAAGGCCAAAGAAAACUUAACUAUUGUAAAUAGAUGCCGUAGUUUACUAAUGAUUUUUGAAUUAUUUUCUAUUUUGGCAACAAAUGGACCGCUUCAAACAUUAGAAGAAUUAGUCAAAAUCAUCGAAAUUGAAGAGAAUCAAGAUUAUCAUUCGGAAUAUUUAGAAGCUUUAAGAACUACUGAAGCUCUUUUUGAUGAUCACUCCGAUUUAAAUAGAUAUUCAUCUAAAUACUCAGUAUUUUUGGAACAACUUUACGGAUUUCUUACACAAAAUGAUGUAUCAUCAAUUAAAAUUAUUGUAUUUGUAGAAAGUAGAGCUGGUGCCGCCAGAUUAACAGAAUUACUAAAGAAAGAGGCUUUUAAUGAUAUAUUGAAUUGUAAACUUUUAGUGGGCCAAUCUGGUGAUGAUGGUAUGUCAUCACACAAACAACAAAAAAUUAUUAAAAAAUUUAGAGAUGGAAAAUGCAAGUUAAUUGUGUCAACAAAUGUUUUGGAAGAAGGUAUCGAUAUUAAAGAAUGUAAUAUGGUUAUUUGUUACGAUAGCGUUCUUUCUUUAAAAUCAUUAGUUCAAAGAAGAGGUAGAGCUAGAUCAGAAAAUUCACAAUUUAUAGUAAUACAUCAUACAAGCAAAGAAAUCAAAUUACUAAAUUUAUUAAGUAGUGAAAAUUUAUUAAAUAUUUCAAUUAGAAGAUACAUUCAUAGAAGAGAAGAGGAAAUUAAUACUUUUUACAAGAGAUCUUUGGAUUGGAAAUCUUUAAAUGUGAUUGUUAACAGCACCGAGUCCAAUGAAAAAUUUAAUAGAGUUUAUUUAUCAAUAUAUCAUAUUGGCGAUUUUCCAAGAUUUAAACAAGUUAUCGAACAAAAAAUCAGUAAUUCAUUCAUGGUUGAAAUUGCUGAAGAAGUAUCCUCCUUAAAGUUUGAUAACGAUCAAUAUUUAUCCAAUUAUUGCUUGGUUAUUAUCAGAUAUGAAGAUACAAUUUACUUUAAAAAUGUUAUUGAUUUAUUUAUAGAUCAUCUUAUAAAAAACAAAUUUACAUUUUGGUGUAUAAACAAAUCAUUAUCAUUUAUUCAUCCAGAUAAUGGUCAACAAGAAAAUUUUACACAGUACCAAUUUAUUGAAGAAUUAAAAAAUAAACCAGAUCACAAUAAACUAUUGUUUCAAAUAUUGUGUAAUCAAAUCACAUAUGGCAAUAUGGUAACACCAACAACCUAUCAUUUAAGUACUAGUUCAACUAUCAAACACGAAAUGCAUUUCUAUGAUAAAAAAAUAACAAUUACUUUUAGAGAAGGUAGAAAUGUAAUUAGGGGAACAAUAAUGUUGAAAAAUUUAGAAAAUCAAUUUUUGGUAUUCAACAUCGAAAAUAAAGUAUUUAUUUUCUUAUUUACUAAAAUUCCAUUUUUCUUUGAAAAAGAAAAUAUAAACGAAAGAACUAAUAGAGUUUAUUGGAAUAAAAUCGACCCGCCCAUCAAAGAUUUUGGUACAUCUUUUACAUAUCACUUUGUAUUCGAUGGAGGCUACAGCCAUAAUCAAUAUUCAAUUUUUAACAAUAUCUAUCGAUAUGACAACUUUAUUAAAUAUCUCGAAUUCUAUGGUUUUGAAAAGUAUCAAUGUAAUAUCAAUAUGGGUCCAGCCACUAGUAACAAUCAUAUUCAAGAUACCUUAGGUCGCAUAAGAGUUGAUCAAGAAACUUUAUACCUUUUAAAUUGUCUUUCUAGUUCAUGUACUUUUGGCAAAACCUUGCAACAAUCAGAUGUAAAAAAAAUAUUCAAUAUUUUAUGUCAAAACAAAGAAAGGGGUAUUUUUGUUCUUAGAUCAUUAAUUUCAUCAAAUAAAAAGUUUAUAGAUUUUGACAAGUUUCUAAAUGAUUCACUUCAAUUCUACUCUCCGGAUCAAUAUAGACACAAAAUUAAUGAAAAAUCUACAAAAUCAAAAGAAUUUGCAUUCGUUAAAGAAGUAUUUGUAACUCCAAGUAGGAUAAUUUUCAAAGAACCAAAAUUAGAGAGAACAAACAGAGCACUAAGAAGAUUUGGUAGCGAAAAUUUCAUUCUUUUAAAAGUUGCAAAUGAGUCACUGGAGCCACUAAGAGGAUUAAAUCCAAAACAUCCACUAUAUACAACAAUUCAAAAAUACUUUGAUAGUGGUAUAGAACUAUCUGGCACCAAAUAUUAUUAUGUCGGUAAUAGUAAUAGUCAACACUCUGAUUUCAGUGCAUGGUUUGUUAACGAUUUAGCUCAUGUUUUUUUAAUUAGAAAUUGGUCCCAAGAUCAGUCUCUGGUCAUGCAACCAAGAAAAUUCGCAAGAGGUCUAAGUUUAAUGUUUACAACUACAAGUCCAUCAUUCGUAAUUCCACAAAGAAAUUAUUAUAUAAUUGAUGAUAUUAUAUCAAAUGGUCAUAACUUUACUGAAGGCUGUGGUUUUAUUGGUAAAGAUUUAUCUCGAAGAAUUAAUGAAUUAUUCCAUUAUAAAAGUAGUACAUGUGCUUAUCAAAUCCGUAUUGGUGGUGCUAAGGGUAUGCUAGUAGUUUCAGAGACAGUUGAUCCCGAUGGAGUUUAUAUUAGAAAGAGUCAGAUUAAAACAAAACCAGCCCAUUAUGAUGAACAUAGAACUUUAGAAAUCUGUAGUAUUUCAACAUCAUCAAAUUGCAAACUCAACAGACAAGUAAUUGCUUUGCUUAGUUGUAAAGGUGUCAAAGACCAUGUUUUCUAUUCAAUUCAAGAUAGAUAUAUGAAUUAUUUAGCAUCAACUCUUAAUGAUGUUGAGUAUUCUCGUAAAGUUUUAGACGAGUUUUUUAAAGAUCUCAACGAUAAUGAAUUACUUCAAGACAACUUUAUAAGAAGAAUUUUAAUUACUCAUUAUAAAUUAUCAAUAGAAAGAGCUCAGCAAAAAUCACAUUUAGAUAUCGAAAAAUCAAGAAAUUUAUUAGGUGUCACCGAUCCUACUAGACUGCUCCCUGCCGAUUGUAUUUUUAUCCAAAUUGAACAAGAAGAAGAAGAUGGUUCAAGGCACUAUGUACCACUUAAAGGUGAUGUUGUUGUCACCAAAAACCCAUGUACUCACCCAGGUGACCUUCGUAUUCUUAGAGCUGUCAAUAUCGAAGCACUUCAUCAUUUAAAAGAUGUUAUUGUAUUCUCAACCUACGGCAAUGUACCAAACUUUAAAGAAAUUUCUGGUAGUGAUUUAGAUGGUGAUAGAUAUUUCGUCUGCUUUGAUAAUGACCUAAUGAUUAAUGGAAAUUCAAUACCUUAUCUUGGGGAUAAUUUAACAAAAGAAGAUCCACCCCAAAAUGUCUAUAAUGAUCCAAAACUAUUGGUUGGUCAGUAUCUUGCCAAUGUCGAAAAACAAAAAAUAGGAACGCUUUAUAAUGCUCAUCUGGCAAUCAGUGAUUACUAUGGUGCCGAUAGCGUUCACGCAAUUGAAUUAUCAAUUGAAUGCUUUAAAGAAAUAGAUGCUGUUAAAACAGGUGUUCAUGGCGAAGUUCCCCGUAAUAUUCAAUUUCACCUUAACCAUUUUGGUUACCCUCAUUAUAUGAGAAGGGAUGAUAACUCACCAAAAAAGUAUUAUCAAUCUAAAAAGGUUCAAGGACUAAUGUUUGACCAGUUAGAGCAAUUAGUUUAUAUUGGAGACUUCCUUCCAGAGAUUUCUGUCAAUGAAAAAAACUUAAAAGAUGGUUAUAAUGAUUAUUUAAAUAGUGCUAGCAUUCUCUAUCAAGAAUACAAGAAUAAAAUCAACUCACUUCUCCAAAGAUAUGGGGGCGAGGAUGAAGAGUCUCUAUUGGUCGGUUUUAUGGAUCAAAAUUUCAGCAGUGACUACUCAAAAAAUAUUCAAGAUGAUAUUAAAGAAAACUAUAGAGCUAUUAUCGACUCAUUUAAAGUUGAGUUUCUUAAAGACUUUGGCUCUGGUAUCAUCGAUGAACAGGUAAUCAAAAACGAACACUAUGGCGAAGUUGAAAAGAAGAUCUCAGCGUGGUACUAUGUUUCUUAUAGUGAUAAAAAUGAAGAUAGGGCUUUAGGAUUUUAUUGGAUAGCGAGACAAUUUAAAAAAAUUUCAACAGAUGAAGAGAAUAAUCAACAAAAGAAUAUUCUAAAUGAAACAAUUAUUGGUUACAUGGUCGAAUCAUAUAGCGAAUUAGUAGAUGGUUAUAAUAAACGUAUUAAAAUUGUAAAUACUCUUAAUAAUUUUAUUAGCUCGCCACAUAUUAUAAAAAAUACAUUAUUUGGUAGUAUGAAAGGAAGAUUAGAAAUUUAUGGUUCAACCUCAUCUUUUCUUUUUGAAAAAGAAUCAAAUUUAAAUCUACACUUCAAAAUAUCAUCAAACGAACUAUUGGAAGGGAUUAUUAAAUCUUUAUUUAAUGAAUUGAAGAUAUCGUCAAUCCCAUCGCUUACCAAUAUCAAAGAGAUCGAAAAUGUUGGAGUCGAAUUUGAAAUGUAUGGUAUUCAAGUUGUAAUCGGUUUUGAACAAGAAAAAUGGGCACAAUCAGUAAUAGAACAAUAUUAUUUAGAAAGAAAUCCAAUGAUUUUCUCAAUCUUAAGAUGUCUAGUGGAUUAUAGCGUCAACUCAAUAUUAGUCACAAGCAAAUCAAACAUUAAAGUAGAAAGAAUUGUUCAUGGUCAUAAAGAGUAUUCAGACAGAGACGUUUCAAAAGAUUUAACCAAAUCAAAUAUUAUCUCCCUUUUUAUAAACUUUUGUAUUGAAAAUAAUAUUUUAGAAAGAAUUGACAUCAAUUAUGAAUUCAGCAAAGAUUCAAAUCCAACAACUAAUAAACCAGUAGAGUGGUUUUUAAAGAUAUCAGAAAAAUCAUCUCUUUAUUUUUAUAAUGACAAUGGUGGCAAAAAGAACAAAAAAGGAGCAAAAAAAAGAAAAGAUCAAACUUAUAAAGAUUCAGGUAUUGGCGAAAUUUUAUUAUCAUUCUUUAAAUACUACUCUGACUUAUUUAGUGAAAUCAAAAAUGAACCCAAAAGGGAUUAUAAACCAAUCUUUCAAAAUUUAAAUGGUACUUAUAUUUCAAAUCUACUUCAAAAUAACAUCGACCAACUAUCACAUUACUUUGAUCAUUUCCGUGUUGCCUAUCACUCUCUUUCUGCUCUUGUCUCUGUUAAAGAAUUUAUUUGCAAUUGUAACAAAGAAACCAAAAAAAUAAUGAAUUUAAAUAAAAGACAGCGUGAAAUAGUAAAUGUAAACGAGAAGGAAAUCACUGAAAAAAUUUUAGAAUUAAGUUGUCAAAUUAUUAUUGUUAAAGAAAAAUUCAUCGAACUAAUUGGUAAACCUCAAAAUUUAAGAUUGGCUCAAGUUAAACUUAGAGAAAUGUUAUCCGAUGAAGUUUUCACAAAAAUGAAAAAUAACAACAGUCAUCAAAAUCAUAAUUAUAAUAAUCAUAAAAACCAUAAAAACCAUAAAAAUCAUAAAAAACAUAAAAAUAGAAAAUACUAA
This is a messenger RNA of Dictyostelium purpureum, 7044 nucleotides long. RefSeq lists its product as uncharacterized. The coding region runs from base 19 to 7044 and encodes 2341 amino acids. The transcript has 3 exons. Gene Ontology annotation, biological process: siRNA processing. Gene Ontology annotation, molecular function: DNA binding; hydrolase activity; RNA-directed RNA polymerase activity. The record is from RefSeq and is a predicted model, not a curated record. Gene Ontology annotation, cellular component: nuclear RNA-directed RNA polymerase complex. NCBI's taxonomy places the organism in Eukaryota, Evosea, Eumycetozoa, Dictyosteliales, Dictyosteliaceae.